AUGAAAGAAGAACCAGCACUAUUCGUACCUUUGAUGGGAGCGUGGACAAAGCCACUCGUUCUAAAGUUUCCUCCUCCUUGUACACCACCUGAGCCAUCAACACCUUGCAGCUAUGAUUCACAGUUGGUGCAGAGUCAGAUUGAGAAAUUUUGGCCUUCACUGGAGGAAAGUACCAAUCCUACGAAGAAGAAAUCUUCGCUGAAAGUACCUUCUUCACCGAACCUCCCAGUUAAAAAAUUGCCGCCUCCAGAACUAAAAGAAGAUGGCUCACUCCGCUUUCCAUGGGCUGCAAGGAUGAACCCGGCUACAAGGAACUUGAUUCGUGCUUCAAAACCAACUUUCAGACUUGAUGGCACUCCUGAGAUCAUCAUUCCAACCAAGGUACUUCAACUUGGCCCUGAGAACGUUGGAGAAUAUGUGAUUGGGCAAUUUCAAUGCUGUUCUGCUCCCUCGGGUGGUCUUACACAUGAUGUUGUAAACCGACUCUGGGGUUCAGCAUCUGCUAACACUUCUUUACUAGUUAUGGACAAUGUUCCAUCAGAAAUUAUCAUGAAUGAGGGUACAACAGUCUCAGAACAUGAUCCUUUAGAAAUGACCCCUCUUCCAACCGAGUCAAUCCAAGAACUCGUGGCAGAGGAAAACGAGGCCAUAGAGGUCGAGGUUCCUACUAAUCCUUCCUAG
This is a messenger RNA of Eruca vesicaria subsp. sativa (arugula), 681 nucleotides long. The record is from the annotation of a GenBank genome assembly. NCBI's taxonomy places the organism in Eukaryota, Viridiplantae, Streptophyta, Magnoliopsida, Brassicales, Brassicaceae.